This is a messenger RNA of Hemiscyllium ocellatum (epaulette shark), 703 nucleotides long. RefSeq names its product sulfotransferase 1C4-like. Gene Ontology annotation, molecular function: sulfotransferase activity. Bases 41 to 634 code for a protein of 197 amino acids. NCBI's taxonomy places the organism in Eukaryota, Metazoa, Chordata, Chondrichthyes, Orectolobiformes, Hemiscylliidae. Gene Ontology annotation, biological process: sulfation. The transcript is spliced from 5 exons. Gene Ontology annotation, cellular component: cytoplasm. The record is from RefSeq and is a predicted model, not a curated record.
UGACCCCCGGUUAUUUGCAGGAAUCGAGCAGCUGGAGAAGAUGGAGUCACCGCGGACGGUCAAAACCCACCUGCCUUUCCAACUCGUUCCCAAAUCCUUCUGGGAGCAGGACUGCAAGGUAAUUGUAGUCGCUCGAAAUGCCAAGGAUAAUGCGGUCUCCUACUUUCACUUCCAUCGGAUGAACCAAGGCAUGCCUCACCCUGGGACCUGGCAGGAAUUCCUCCGGAAUUUCAUGGAGGGUCAAGUUUCCUGGGGAUCCUGGUAUGACCAUGCGAAGGGCUGGUGGGAAGCGAAGGAGAAACAUCGGAUUCUCUUCCUCUUCUAUGAAGACAUGAAGGAGAACCCCAGGAGGGAGAUCCAGAAGGUGGCCCGGUUCAUGGGGAAGGUUCUGGAAGAUGACGUCCUCGAGAAGAUUGUCCAUCUCUCCUCUUUCAAGGUCAUGAAGGACAACCCACAGACCAAUUACACCACGGUACCGAGCAACAUCAUGGACCAAUCCAUCUCCAGGUUCAUGAGGAAAGGUGAGGUGGGAGACUGGAAGACCCAUUUCACGGUGGCUGAGAAUGAACGUUUUGAUGAACAUUACGAGAGACAGAUGGCUCCGUGCUCGGUGAGGUUUCGCCAGGAGCUGUGACCGGGACGAGACCAGAACAACGUGAACAACUCAUCGAUUCAGAUUAAAUAUUCAAUUAAUUAACAAAAA